AGAGAGCAAAUUGGGCACAGAUUUAAGCUGAGGUCCUUCUGAAUGCCUGCUGUGGCGUUUAGCGUCUUGCUACUGAUGGUUUUUGCUUCUUUCCAGCCCGUUCAAGGUGACGAUCUCCGCCCGCCUCAGAACCUCACUUUUGUCUCAAAGGAUUACAGUCUGUUCGUGAAGUGGUUCCCGCCUGAUGGUUCCCCACCGGGAAUGUCCUAUACCGUCCUUUGGAUGGAUUUAUUUGAUCUUCAGUGGGAGGAAGUGCAGCACUGCCGAAAUAUCACUGAAACCAUUUGCAAUAUUACUUGUGUGUUUCAAGAACCAAGCAACCGAUAUUGGGUCAAGGUGGAAGCUCAAAGCAGAGCUUGGGCUGGAUUCAUCUCAUCAGUGCCUGAAACCAUCGAUUACAUCCUUCAGGUGCAACUCGCUCCUCCAGUUCUCAAAGUAAAAUAUACCAGAAAUAUCCUUGAUGUGAAUGUUUCUUUCACCUACCCUUCUUGUAUGAAGGACGUCUUUCAGGAUCUGACCUACGAUUUGGAGAUUUGGAGAGUUGGAUUCCGGAAUUUGGUGACUAUAUUAGAGAACAAUCACAAGCCUUCAGUGGAGGUCCCCGCCACAGAGUGGCCGGAUGAGGAACACUGCCUUCGUGCCCGAACAUCCUUCUUUAGAAAUGGAGACAGGAAGCGGAGCAACUUUUCGGAACCACUUUGCCUGUUGUUGCACCAAGAAGCAAGAAAAUGGGAAAUCAUUGCCUUUCCUUUGCUUGCUAUAUUGGUUAUUGGUGGUGUGAUGCUUUUCUUCUGCUACAAACAGAUGAUCAAGCAAGCUGAGAUGCCUUCAGUUUUGGAUUUCUCUAAGUAUCAGCACCCAAAGAACCUGCUGGAAUUUGAUGAAGAGAAUUUGACCAUAAGUGACCUCUUUAUUCUGGGACAGAAAAACACACCUGCCCACCUGCUAACUCUUUCAGCGCAUUCUUUAUUCGAAGAAGGUGAGGACAGCGAUGAGGAUGAUGAAGAGGAUAAUAGUAGCCUCAUUCCUUACACGGAAACUCUUCGAUUCCAGAAGAAAGAUGAGAACUGCUCAACAGUUGAGAUGUUUCCAAAAUGUUCUGACUCUUCUUUUGGAUCUGGCGAUUCUCAGCUAAGCGGAGAAGGCUGGCCGCCUGCAACGACAUCAGAGCCCUUUUUUACAGCAGAAUGGAUGACCAUGGAGGCUUCUUCUGGAGUCUUCGAGAAGACGUUCCUUUCUGAGGAGUCUGUUAUGAAUGAAUCAGUUAGCCUUGCAGGCGAUUUCUCAGCUGCUAGUCAAGAAGGUGAAGAAGUCACAAACAGAGACAUUGACUUUUUGAACAAAUUAAUGUUCUUAGAAAGCCAUGGCUUGGACUUUCCUGCAGACUUGAAAAUCAGGACUGCAGGAGUCCAAUGCAGAAGCAUUUUUGCCAGUCUACAAAACUCAAAGACCUCUCUUUGUAGUGAGCCCGAAGGACAACAGGUUACAGAAGAAAAAGGAGGUGAAAAUGAGUCGAACAAUUGUGAGGAUCUCCAGCUAGAAAAACCUCUGCUUGAUGUGUCUUGUAAAGACAGGGUUGAAAAUGGAGAAGGGGUUGAAAACAAUACUGUGAAAUCUACGCGCCACAAUUAUCAACCCAGACCAGUGGUUCUCAACCUUUUUAAUGCCACGACCCCCAACCGGUCGUAAGUCGAGGACUACUCAACUGGUGCAGCACCGUUUGCAGAAUGGGACUUUUGGAGGGCUCAGCAGGGCAGAGACAG
This is a messenger RNA of Crotalus tigris (Tiger rattlesnake), 1763 nucleotides long. RefSeq names its product interferon lambda receptor 1 (gene IFNLR1). Bases 43 to 1689 code for a protein of 548 amino acids. The transcript is spliced from 7 exons. The record is from RefSeq and is a predicted model, not a curated record. Lineage: Eukaryota; Metazoa; Chordata; Lepidosauria; Squamata; Viperidae. Gene Ontology annotation, molecular function: protein binding.